This is a messenger RNA of Seriola aureovittata, 4363 nucleotides long. It is a transcript of the gene arhgap22a, whose product is annotated as Rho GTPase activating protein 22. Gene Ontology annotation, cellular component: focal adhesion. NCBI's taxonomy places the organism in Eukaryota, Metazoa, Chordata, Actinopteri, Carangiformes, Carangidae. Gene Ontology annotation, biological process: signal transduction; activation of GTPase activity. The transcript is spliced from 10 exons. The coding region runs from base 482 to 2707 and encodes 741 amino acids. Gene Ontology annotation, molecular function: GTPase activator activity. The record is from RefSeq and is a predicted model, not a curated record.
AUACUGAAAGUGUGCAGCAGAAGGCAGGGAGACAGAUUGCAAAGGAGAGAGAGAGUGAGGGAGCGAGAGAGAAAGAGAGAGAGGGAGUGGGCAGGGCUCUAGGUAUGUGAGAACAACAGCACGCCGGGCCAGUGGGACAGAGAGAGAGAGACGAAAGGAAUUAGAGGAAGAAGAGGAGGGUGUAUGGUUAAGUGCUUGUAAGCGUGAGUGUGCAUAUGUGUGUGAGUGUGUGUGUGUGUGUGUGUUUACGUGUGUGUGAAAUCAGAUGGAGACAGUGUCCAAGUGCAAGACUGUGAGCCGGAGGAGAGAGAUGCUCGAAGAGGAUGAGGAGUAACAGGGCGAGGCAGCAGCGUGAGGCGCUGAGUGUGUGUGUGUGUGUGUGUGUGUGUGUGUGUGUGUGUGUGUGUGGUGGAGGAAUAGUGUGUGAACAGAGGGAUGCAGUCAUGUCUCUGUGAGAGGGAGCAGCACAGCAACGGUAACCAUGCUGAGCCCCAAGAUAAAACAGGCACGCCGGGCACGGUCCAAGAGCAUGGUGCUUGGAGAGCUGUCUCGGGUGUCCAGGCCCUGCUCGCCUCUGGAUCAGGAGAAAGCACUGAAGGCAGGCUGGCUGAAGAGGCAGCGGAGUAUCAUGAAAAACUGGCAGCUGCGUUGGUUUGUCCUGCGGACUGAAGCUCUGUAUUUCUACAAGGACCAGGAUGAGACCAAGGCACAGAGUUGUAUUCCUCUUCAGGGCAGUCAGGUCAAUGAGCUGCCUGCCAAUCAGGACGAGCCUGGUCGCCACCUUUUUGAAAUAGUUCCAGGGGGCACUGGAGAAAAAGAUCGGACAGGUUUAAGCCAUGAAUCAUUCCUGCUGAUGGCCAACUCUCAGAGUGACAUGGAAGAAUGGGUCAGAGCCAUACGCAGAGUCAUAUGGGCUCCACUUGGAGGAGGCGUCUUUGGGCAGCACCUAGAGGAGACAAUGUUGUACGAGGCUCAGUGUGGCCCCCAGCGACUGGUGCCCGUGCUGGUCGAGCAGUGUGCGUGUUUCAUACGUGAGCACGGGCUGGAGGAGGAAGGUCUUUUCAGGGCCCCCGGACAGACCAAUCAUGUUCGAGAGCUACAGGAUGCGUUUGACCGUGGCGAGAAGCCGGUGUUUGACAGUACCACAGAUGUCCACACAGUGGCAUCACUGCUAAAGCUGUACAUACGGGAGCUGCCAGAGCCUAUAAUCCCAUUCUCCAAAUACACACAGUUUCUCUCUUGUGCUCAGCUACUUACCAAGGAUAAAGAAAUGGGUAUCAUAGAGCUUGGCAAACAGGUGAAAUCCCUUCCUCAGGUCAACUAUAACAUCCUUAAAUACAUCUGCAGGUUCCUGGAUGAGGUUCAGUCUCACUCCAGUGAGAAUAAGAUGAGUGUUCAGAAUCUGGCCACUGUGUUUGGACCCAAUAUCCUUCGACCCAGAGUGGAGGAUCCAGUUACCAUGAUGGAGGGAAGUUCACAGGUGCAGCACCUGAUGACUGUGCUGAUCAGUGAACACUCCCGACUUUACCAACGUCAGGAGCCAGAAACAGAGACCAAGAUCUCCCCGCAGCAACAGCUGAGUCCUCUCAAACGGUGCAAGGUAGAGUGGUUCUCACAAGAAGACAUUGACCCCCCACCCUCCUCAGGCACAGGCUCCAAAUCCCCUAAAGAGAAACUCCAAUCUUCCACCCCUUCUUCAGACAGUAAGCCGACCACUCCAAGCCCCAGUACAACAUUGGAGAAAGGUGAGGAUGUUCAGCUUGAAGGGAAGGGCAAAAGUAAAUCAGAGGAGAAAAUAGACGGAAAAGCAGACAGCAAAAUUGAAGGGAGAAGUGGAAGUGAAGUAGCUGUUAGCCCCAGUAAACAGUCUAAAGCCCUGCCCUCCUGGAGGUGCUCCUUCAAGGGCAGUGCAGCAUCUGGGGGGUCAAGGGGGAAAUUAGGGGGAUCGGCGGGAGAUGUGUCAGCAGCUGGUGGGAGCAACUGGCUGAUGAAUGGCCUGUCGUCCCUCCGAGCUCACAGGCGCACCACCUCAUCUGGUGAAAGACUGAAAGACUCUACUCUGUCUCUGAAGGAUUCAACACUCUCCCUCAAAGAGACCACUCUUUCACUCAAGGACUCACAGAGAGACUCUGAUGAAGACUCCUCUCGAACAUCCCUGUCUCACAGAGCCCUCCACCAAUCCCACAGACUGUCUGCCUAUGACAAUGUUGCCCCCUCUAGUCUAAGCCUGCCUGCUGACACCUCCUCAAUCUGGACGUCCUUUGAGAUCUCAUUGGCCGAGCCAGAGGGAAGUGACAAAGCAGUAAAAGCGGGGCAGGGUCAAGAGAGACCCACAGAGGUGACGGACAGUACAAAUACUCCGGAUCACAGUGCAAGUGGGACUGAGGAUGAUCUCACUGGGACAAACGAAGGUCUCACCAACAUGCUGACCGAGCUCAAACUGGAGCUGAAGAAACAGAGGACAAGCUAUGAAAGCUGCAUUCGCAAGUUGGAAGAGUCCUGCUCUAAGUACCAGUCCCAGGUUAACCAUCUCGAGGAGGACCUGGACCAGGAGAAGAAGAAGUUCCAGAUGCUGGAGAUCCGACUCAGGAACUCGGAGCGGGCACAUCAAGACGCAGAGAACCGAAACAUUCUCCUCCAGCAGGAGAUGGAGGAGUUCUUCAAAACCCUUGGAGAUCUGACCACAGGAGCAACACGGACCAACUAGACCAGACCAACCUGCCUUCAUCUGGUCCAUCAGAGGAGGAGGAGGAGGAGGAGCUUGGAAAACCAGCCAGCCCCAAAGCUUUGAAGACCAAAUACCUCUUGUGCAGUACUACUUGCCAUCGUAUCCUCUUUAGUAUGGCCGUCUUGUGCCUACACUGACCAGUGCCGGUGCCAAACGAGAACUCCUAUGGACCAAGGACCUCUCAUUUUACCAUUCCACAAACGCCCUUACUAUUAUACUCCAUAGGUCAUGUAGCUAAUUAUUAAUUGUCUAAAUUCCUCUGUAGGAGACCAGAAAAGGCCUUAUUAAUGAUAUGAGCUACAGUCUUCCUUAUACACGCUCUGUUGAUGUUAGAACGCGACAGAAAUCUUGACAAAGGAAGAACAAUGUGAGACAUUAAAAUUCAACUCUUUUAUUUGCUGGAGUUGAAGGUACUGUAGACAGUUUCCAUUUCUGAUGUAUAUUAUUGGUCUGUUAGUGAGGCAAUUUCAUAUCCAAAGGCUAAAAUUCACACACCUGGCCUUAUCAUAACACACCACAACAGGUUUUUCUCUUUACUGUCCGUAUUUGGCCAAACCAUCAGAAGACUGCAGUAUCAUCCCAGUAGUGCUGAAUGGCUUUCCUUUCUUUAACUCUAAAUGUACCUGCACUAAAACCAGAUUUGCUCAGAGAAAACUCAUGCGUAGUCUAUUCUAACUUUUCUAUUUUUGAGAAGAUGGAGGGGAAGAAAAAAAAAACCACAAAAAAGAGGAAGCCACAACAGUCAUUUGUAAUGUGGCCCAGAAAGGGUCAGGACAUGCGUCACAAUCCCCAAAGUGCAUUCUGGGAGCUGAUGCUAGGGGGUUACUGCCUGGAGUGCCCAACCAUGAAAAGGGCAAAGGGACAGGUUGGGAAUUUGAGCCAUCAAAUACAUCCAAAGGUUACCGUGGCAGGUAGCAAAUGCCUGUUUCCUGACUCUCAGAAACAUACAUACAUCUACAUUAAAUUGUACAGAUCAAUUACCAAGUAUACUAAUCUAUGAUUAUAUUGCACAGAAAAAAAAAAGAAACAAAAUGCAUAUAAAUAGUACUUCUGAAUGAAAUGUACAUUACAUUACAAUAGACACCUCCUAGCUUGAAAUAAAUAAAUAAAUAAAUAAAUAACACAAAUGCUGAAAAAAAAACUUGGAUCUUUUUUCGCAUUUCUUUCGAAUGAUGUGUGCCAUGAUAUACAUACUGUAUCUUCAAACACGUGUGGUUGAGUGUGUGUGUGUGAGGUAGAACUCAGAAAGACGCACCACAGAAGAGAGGAGCAUCUGCCACGGAGAGGACUGAAAAUCACUGAACUGAGUAAGGGCACUUAAAUGAAAUAUCCUAAAUAUCAGACAGCAGUGAAUAACGUCUGAAAGAACCUGCCAUGAGGGUAAAGUGACUCAUUUAGACUCUGGUGACAGUCCCCAAAUACAGCUCACUCAUUCUAGCCAGUGGAGUGGCCUGGAUUAACCUGUUACAGCGCUAACAGUGGCUCGUUACAAUGCCACAUUUCUAUUCACUUACAUUCACCCUGUUCUUCCUCAUCCAACAGACCGUCAUCUACAAAUUACACCUAAGUAAAUAAACAAGUUAAAAUACAGUCAGUUUACAGUAUGCUAUAGUAAAAAAAAGAAAAAGAAAAAAA